AUGCUUGGCCGCGCGGCCCAACUCGCGGAGCUCGUCGCGCUCAUGGGCGGCGAGCCCGACGUCGACACGACGAGCUCCGAGAUGUACGAGCCAAUGACGAGCGUUGGGUACCCCGUCAUCGUGGUGCAUGGCUACAACUCGACGGGCAAGAGCAGCUGCGUGCGCGCCGCGCUGGAGGCCGUCAAGCAGGCCAACCACGCCAUGUACACGGCCUUCGUCGACUGCACGACCAUCUACACGCGGCGUCAAGUCUUCACCGACAUCUUGCGCCAGAUUGAUCCGUUGGCGCGGUCGCAGCCGGACGAGCCGCUCCCGAUAUUCCAGUCCAAGGCCACGGGCGAUGGGUACCACAACCUGAACCUCCUCGGGUUCGUCCAGUGCCUCUCCAAGAUCAUGACGGGCCUCCACUCGACAAACGUCCCCAACGUCCUCGUCGUGCUGGACAACAUCGACCACUUUCUCACGCGCGGGUUCCAAGACCUCCUCCGCAGUCUUUGCCGCCUCAACAACGAGCUUGGUAUGAAGAUGCGCUUCUCGCUCGUCCUUGUCACGCGCGGGAUCUCGCUCACGCUGGAGCGACUGCUUUUGCCAUUCGUGCCCGUGCAUGUCCACUUUCCUCUGUACACGCAAGAGCAAAUCUGCGAUAUUCUGGUCGACCAGCUCAAGCUCUGGGAACACGAGCGACUCUUCCGCGCAUGGAUCAAGUACCUCUACUCGCUCUUUGAGCAUGACUGCCACGACUGGAUCGAGUUUCGCUACAUGGUGAUCCAGCUCCUCCCUCUCUUUUACGAGCACGCGCCGGACGAUGGCGGUCACGACCCGACAGCCGACUCCUACAAGGCGGCCCACAAGCAGCUCGUGCACCAAACACAACUUCGGGCCAAGAGCCUUUUCCAGCAUUUGUACCACCGCAACACUGCGAUCGAGUCCCACACCGAGGCGACGACGACGGAGCGCGUGAACCUCCCGUUUGGCUGCCUCAUGCUCGUGCUCGCGAGCUACCUCUCGUCCUUCAACCCGCAGGAGAGUGACGCCGUGUACUUUUCAACUGCGGCCUCGAGCAAGAAGCGGCGCAAGGGCGGCGGCAGCAGCGGAGCCCGCAAGAUGACCAAGAACAAGCCGAAGCAAUCCCGCAACAGCUGAUCGGUCCCAAAGUGUUUCCGCUUCAGCGUCUCCUCGCCAUCUACUCGAGCAUUCUCGAAGAAUACGACCCACCAGCGACGCUCGGACUCGAGGCCGACGAUCUCUCGACGACGCUCUCGCGCAGCGAUGUCUUCAACCACGUGAACGUACUCGUCCGGAUGCGACUGCUCCAGCGCGUCUCGUCGCUGGACGACCUCGACGAUAUCAAGCUGCGCUGUCUUGCGGACCACGAGUUUGUCGAACGCAUUGCGCGGCAGAUUGAGUUUCCGCUCGAGAAUUUCCUCAACCAACUCACGUAGCAUUACUCGGGGGCGAAUAGAAAGAGUUAUUAAGUCAUAAUGACCAAGUAGGUCAAGAUAAUCAGUAC
Saprolegnia parasitica CBS 223.65 is the source of this 1510-nucleotide messenger RNA. RefSeq lists its product as hypothetical. The record is from RefSeq and is a predicted model, not a curated record. The coding region runs from base 1 to 1143 and encodes 380 amino acids. Gene Ontology annotation, cellular component: nuclear origin of replication recognition complex; nucleus. NCBI's taxonomy places the organism in Eukaryota, Oomycota, Saprolegniomycetes, Saprolegniales, Saprolegniaceae. Gene Ontology annotation, molecular function: DNA replication origin binding. The transcript has 6 exons. Gene Ontology annotation, biological process: DNA replication; DNA replication initiation.